Molecule: messenger RNA, 1386 nt
Organism: Prorocentrum cordatum
Lineage: Eukaryota; Dinophyceae; Prorocentrales; Prorocentraceae
Source: the annotation of a GenBank genome assembly
AUGAAUGCACGAAACAUGAUUUCCCGGAGCUCCGCGAAGAUCUCUUGGAUCGGCGGUGGGGCCCCCCUGGUGGCGCCUCGGGCGCCGCCCCUGGCGCGCUCCUUGCGCCAGGGAAGGGGGCCCCGGCGCCGGUCCAAGAAAUCCGUGCGGACCUCCGAAAGCUUAUGCUUAUGCAGUUGUCUGUUCCUCUCGAGGUGCUCCCUGCCGCAGCUCCGCGCCGCGCUCGUGGCCCUGAAGGGGCCCUGCUCCAGCUGGGGCUCGGCUUCCGACGAGGCACUGGGCUUCGCGCUGGCGUGGGUGGCGCGGCUGCCACCUUUGCAGCAGCGCCUCGGUUUUCGCUUCCAGGACCCCUCAAAGGGUGGCUCGUGGUCGGCCACUAACCUCGUGGGGUACUCGGCAUCCCCGGUCGAGGGGGCGCAGGCAGAGGUGCAGAUCUCUUGGCGCUGCUGCACCGCCGAAUUUGCGCUCGUGCAGGCAGCCGCGGGCUGCUUCGAGGUGCAGCGGAAGCUUGGCAGUCAGGUGGCCGCUUGCCGUGUGGAGAGGAGGCGUCGGGGAGAUCCCGGCGGCCCCCUGGCUGAGGAGAGGUACACGGUCACUGCGCAUUCACGCUGCAGGCUCGCGAGAGACAAGCGGAGAAAAAUCACAGUGGAGACUGGUCCGCUGGAUUUGCUGCCAGCCGUCAUCAUCCGGCCACCGUCUGGGCCGCAACGAUGGACGCUGAUUUAUUUGCACGGCCUGGACGAAUCCGCGUUAGAUAACUACGCAGAUCGGCCGCACUUCUUCGUGGACGGCUCUGUUGCGCUCAAGGUGGUGGUGCCUACGGCACCCAGCCGCGAGCUGACGAUUUUCGACGGCUGGUGGCAGCAGGACGCCUCGGAUAACUGGUACCUGACGAAGUUCCGCGCCUGGUACGACUACCUCACGAACUCCGACGGCCAGAAGGAGGACACCGCCGACCUCGAGUCGCUGCUCGCCACGCGGCGCGCCCUCCACCAGCUGGUCCAGCGCGAGGCCGCGGAACUCGGCGGCAGGCACGACAGGGUGAUCCUGGGCGGCAAGUCGCAGGGCUGCUGCACCUCGCUGGACGCGGCGCUGACGUGCCCGCAGGCCCUCGGCGGCUUCGUCGGCGUCGUGGGGCACGUGCUCGGCUGCACCCCCGUGGCGCCCGGCGGCCCGCAGCAGGCGACGCCCCUGCACUUCUUCCACGAGCCGCAGGACGACGUCGUGCGCUGGCGCUGGGCGCAGCACUCCGAGCAGCGGCUGAGGGCGGCGGGGUUCCGGGUGCACUCGCGGCGGCGGCCGGACCCAGAGGACUGCGGCCACUUCGUCCAGGGGGUGGAGGGCACCUGGGUCCGCACGGCCCUGCGGGAGAUCUGCGCACGGUAG